AUGGACCACCAAAACUCGCCAUCAGUCGAUUUGCUCGUCGAGAAGCUGUCUGGCGUCCAGGAUCUCGUCAAGUCCUCGCACCAAAUUUUGCUCUCUAGACAGGACCAUCUUAAUCUGCCUAUCAAGACUUUCCUUCGCGCCGCGUCGGGAAAGCUGCACACAGCAUUAAUGCUGAUCGAAGACCUGAAGAACCCGAGCCAGAAACAUUUGGAGUCGCUUGGUAACCCGGGGUGGACGGCCGAUCUCGCCCACGUAGAGGCCUGCAAACAAGCCCUCUCUGGCUGGCAGGUGUCCACCCAACAGCCCGCCCAGGACGUCUUGAAAACGCUCCAAGCACUCUGCAUCCACCUCGACAUUGCUCAACAGGCGCAGACCUUCGUUGCUUUUGUCAAGUGUCUCUCGGUCCAGUUCCAGGAGCACCUGGACAGCGCCAGCAUACCUGUUUCAGGGCCCCCAGACAGAGCAGGAGUCGGCAGACUCUUUGGAGGAAGUCAAGGCAUCUUUGGACCUGAUAUUGAGCUCCAGAUUCGACCAAAAGGCUGUAUAACCUGGUUAGGCUACGCGGAACAGUACUGGCCGCAGCUCGGGGAUCGAAUCUUGCGCUUGUUCCAUGCGGAAAAGGCAUGCAACUUCCAGCACUGGAUCUUGGAGUACUGCCAGCAGAGCUACCCCGAGAUCUAUGGCCUCGGGACUAGUACAGCGCCAGAACGAUCCCUGUUGGUCCUCAUCUCCACCAUCAUCGAAUCUUCUGUCUCUCCGCUGCACGUCGCUGCUGCCCUCGGUCUCGCACAGGUAUGCAAGCAUUUGAUCGGACAAAAUGUCGACGAGAACCUGCCAAGCCCACUCGGGACGCCAUACUACUGUGCUCUUAUAGGGCCGAUGGCAUUGCUAGCCCAAAAGGACAGUCCUGUGAACAUGGUCCAGUGGCCAUGUCCCAGCAUCGCUCAGAUGGACACUCUCUAUGCGUUCGAGAAUAGCAUGUGCUGGACCGACGUCGAGUCUGACAGUGACCUGGCCCCGCUUUCGUUACCAAACUUGAUCUUUCUUGUCUGCCUGCGUCUGGGGUCGACUGAACUGUAUCAGCACUUCUUCUCUCUUGAGCAUCUCGAAAGCUUACCGGAAGUCAUAAUGGACGCAUCUUACAGCCAAGUCCCGUGGGGUGCCCCAGACUCCGAACGCGCGAAAGCAUUUCUCAGUACAACUCUGCCUUAUCUAUUCGACACAGUUCUCCCCGAAUUCGAGGAGGUCCAUGCAUCUGAGGUUCUCAAUGGUCUCUGGGAUGUCAUGAAUAAGAUGUGUCUUGACAUGACGGUCGGCAAAGCGAGGACGCAGGUUGCCCUUAUUGAGGAUUGCGAAUUCUUAGACAUUGCCAGACGAGCGUUGCGCCACUACGAAGAGCCGGUCGUUCUGAGGCUGAUUCAGGAUCCCCGGUGGAAGCCUGAUUCGAUCCGGACCUCUGACGGUUCACCGAUUUUACAUUCGCUCGUCGUGGAUGACUCGAUAGACAUGAUUGAAGCAGUCGUCGACUCGGGCGCCGACAUACACAUCAGAGACGACGAGGGUCAGACGCCCGUCAUGCGUUGUGAAUCUGUCUCCACUCUUGCCUUCCUGGUCAGCCACGGUGCUCGUCUGAACGACGUCGACAACCAAGGUCAGAACAUAUGGCAUAUAUGCGCCGCCAAUUCCGAUCGCGGCAUGUUGGAGUGGUUGGUGGAACACGACCCACACAUGAGGACCAACUUAGGUGUCUGCAUGCGUGGCGGCCGCACGCCAACUGCUCAGGCCAUGAUCCACGUUCUCUUUGAGCUCACCAAAGUCGAUCCGGAUGGCCCUACUGACAUUUGGGGCGAGGCGCUCCACCGCCGUGCCAACUUUUGUCUCGACAAGCUCCUCGCCUUUUGCAAGACUGAACCCUCCUAUCUGCAAGCUUCUGAUUAUUCUCUGAUCCACGUCGCGGCUGAAUGGGGGCGUAUGGGGCCAAUGGAAGCAUGCCUACAGUCAGGCAAUGUCAAGAUGGACGCUCUCGACGGAAAUGGAAACUCGGCCCUCCAUUUGAUCAACUUUGCUGCCGAUUCCGAAGCCAUCUGUUUCCUGCAACAACAGUGUGCCAAUGCUCCUGUUCAAAACAGCAAGGGUUACACGCCAGCCGAAACGAUAUUCUUUAAUUUCGACAGAGCCUUCUCAGCACUCUCUCUUGAGUCGUGUCUCUCUUCUCAUCCCGCAUCAAGCACCCACCUGCAAUUCGAGGCGUACUUGCUUUUGUUGACCCCAGAAGUCUUGUCAUCGGAAGAUGCGGCUGGCCGCCAACUCUGGGAGAGAUUCAUCGUGGACAUUGUCCACGGUUGGUCGACUCGCGUCGCAGGGGGGCGGCGCGCCAAAUACGCGCGCCUUCCCCUCAUUGCUUUGUGCUGCAACAUGCCUCGUUGCCAAGGGGGCGCUGGGUUCGUGGGAGGAAACGCGCAGGUGCUGACGCGGAAUCCUCUUAUUUGGGCUCAAGGAAAGUGA
Messenger RNA from Verticillium alfalfae VaMs.102, 2505 nucleotides. RefSeq lists its product as hypothetical. The coding region runs from base 1 to 2505 and encodes 834 amino acids. Gene Ontology annotation, molecular function: protein binding. The transcript is spliced from 2 exons. The record is from RefSeq and is a predicted model, not a curated record. NCBI's taxonomy places the organism in Eukaryota, Fungi, Ascomycota, Sordariomycetes, Glomerellales, Plectosphaerellaceae.